Molecule: messenger RNA, 928 nt
Organism: Lampris incognitus (smalleye Pacific opah)
Lineage: Eukaryota; Metazoa; Chordata; Actinopteri; Lampriformes; Lampridae
Product: complement C1q-like protein 2
Exons: 3
Coding region: 1-792 (263 amino acids)
Molecular function (GO): protein binding
Source: RefSeq, a predicted model, not a curated record
AUGGUGCUGGCUCUGACCGUCGCCCUGCCGCCGCUGCUGCUGCUGCUGCUGCAGAGUUCGGACUCCUCGGCUCACUACUACGAGAUGAUGGGCACCUGCCGGAUGGUGUGCGACCCGUACAGUCCCAAGCGGGGCGGCGGCGGCGGUGCCACCGCCAUGGGGGUGAUACAAGACGCCAACGGCAUCCCUCCGCCGCCCGUGACGCACGAAAGCCGCGGGGAACCGGGGCGCCCGGGCAGAGCUGGACCCAGGGGACCGCCGGGAAAACCGGGACCACCGGGUCCUAAGGGACCGCCCGGGGAGCGAGGCGACACCGGUAAACUGGGCUACCCGGCGUUACCGGUGGCGGGGGACGCCAACAGCCAGACGGACGGGGCGAACUCCUCGGCGGGCAGCAUCCAGAUCGCCUUCUACGUCGGUCUGAAGAAUCCCCACGAGGGAUACGAGGUGCUCAGGUUUGACGACGUGAUCACGAAUUUGGGGAACAGCUACGACCCGACCACGGGGAAGUUCACCUGUCACGUAUCGGGAAUUUACUUCUUCACGUACCACGUGCUGAUGCGGGGAGGGGACGGGACCAGCAUGUGGGCUGACUUGUGCAAAAAUGGACAGGUCCGGGCCAGCGCCAUAGCGCAGGACGCAGACCAGAACUAUGACUACGCCAGCAACACCGCUGUGCUGCACCUGGACUCCGGAGACGAGAUCUACGUCAAACUAGACGGCGGCAAAGCCCACGGGGGCAACAACAACAAAUACAGCACCUUCUCCGGCUUCAUCUUGUACCCUGACUGAACACAGAGUCAGACGUGGACCUGCGGACAACAGUGACUGCAUGACGACAAACGACCUUAAACACGUCAGAUGGGAGAAAUAAGCUGAUAUAUGGGCAAGGAUUGAUCCUCCUUGCUUCUUCUGUCAAGCUCCUCAA